AUAUUAUACACGAAAAUACUCAUAUUGCCAUUGAUACAUUCAGAUACAUGAGGAAAACUCGUUCUGGAAGGACAGUGAAAGCAUCUCCAGCAUCUAAACCCAAGCCAUUAUGUAAGAAAAAAAAGAAGAUUGUGGUUAUGGAAGUAGAUGCUUCUGAUGAGGAAGAAGAGAACUCUGCCAACAACAAAAGUGUUGAAGAUGAAUGUGACAAUGCACCUGAUGAUGAUAAAGCAAUAGUGGCAGAAAAAAGUCCAGAGAAAAAGGCAAAAACUGUUGCAAAGGCUGAGCAAAAUGGAAGUGAAGAUGCUAGUGAUAUCCUGAAGCAGAUCAGUGAUGAUUCUAUUGUGGUACUCAAUGAUGUGGAGAUGUUGACUGCUGAUGAUAGCAAUGAUGGAGUGACUGAAAACAAAAAUGAGGAAGAAAUAAUAGCUCCUAACUCAACACAGCCUGAGAAGGAAGAUGUAAAUAGAGGAAAACCUGAAGCUGAUAACAAGCUGAUUGAAGAAAAGGAACAACAGAAAACUGAAAAAAACAAGGAAAAUGAAAAGGGAGCAAAACAAGCAGAAGAAAAAUUAGAUGAAUCUAAAGCUCCCAAGAAAAGGAAAGUUGAUAUUCAAGAAGAGCCACAGAAAAAAGCAAAAAUUGAUGAACAAAAAGAUGCAAAAGGUCAGACAGAAAAAAACAAAGUAGAGGAUAAAAGAGAAGUUGUGGAGACAGAAGUAAAGGAAAAACAAAAGCUUGAAAAGAAAGCAGAAGAAAAUCCAACAGUUGAGGAGAAAAAAGUAGAGGCAAAACCAAAAUUUGAGAAAAAAGAGAAGGAAAAACCAAAAGUUGAGGAGAAAGAAGAAGAGGAAAAACCAAAAGCUGAGAAAAAAGCAGAGGAGAAAACAAAAGCUGAAAAGAUAGAACCAGAACCAACAACUGGAGAUAAAGAAGAUGAGUCUACAUCUGUGAAUGAAGCUGAUUCAAAAAAGGUAUCUACAAAAAAAGAAGGUAAAUCAAAGGUUGAAGAUCAGAAAGAUACAGUAACAGGAGCCGAAGAAAAGAAAAAAGAUGACUCUGACUUUAAGAAGGAAGUGGGGGUGAAGAAUGAUGAGUCUAAAGAAGAAAAGGAUAAAGCUAAAAAAGAUAUUACUAAGAAAAAAGAAAUUACUGAGGCAAAGAAAGAGGAUACCAAGGAAGCCUAUAAAGAAAAGGAUAAAAAGAUAUCUAAACAGAAUGGUGAUCCUGAUGCUGAGAAUAUAUCUGAAGAUGAGUUACCUGCUGUUCAAGUUGCCAAAGUUCCAGAAGCGGAAGAGGUGUCAGAUGAAGAGCUACCAGGGCCCAAGCGCGCCGAAUUACCAGCUGAUACUGAGGUUGUAUCUGAUGAGGAACUGCCUGCGUCAAAAACAGAAAAAACUGAUACAAAGAAAAGUAGUAAAAAGAGAAAACUUGAUGAGUCAAACUAUGAUCCGUGCUCACCAACAUCUGAAAGUGAAACACCACCAAAGAAAGCUGCCACUGACUCUGCUGAAAAAGAAAAGGAGGAGAAAAAGCCCAAAAAACUUCCAGAGUUAGAUAAAUACUGGAAAGCAGUCAAUGAUGAUCCCACUGAUUUCACCGGCUGGACAUACCUGCUCCAGUAUGUGGACCAAGAAAAUGACAUGGAAGCAGCAAGGGAGGCGUAUGAUGCUUUCCUUUCUCACUACCCCUACUGCUACGGUUAUUGGCGCAAGUACGCUGAUUACGAGAAACGCAAGGGCAACAAGAAGAAAUGCGAAGAGGUAUGUACCGCUUUAUCCGCAGUUACUAAACCGCGGAAUAUAAUAUAAAUGAUAUACUAAUCAGAUUACAUAUAGUAAUUCUCGCCCAUCCCCACAGCUUGGCGACGUUAGGCCACCAUCAGCCGCGAUCCAGUACAAGCGUUGUUAUUCCUUAACAUGUUCUUGUUGUAGUGUAUACAAUGAUCUAUUGUCUCAUGUAACACUGUUAUUGUAUAUGUUUUACUUUUAAGUUGAGUUAUAUUCAUUAACUUUGAUACAAAUUGUGUGUACACAUUAUCUAAAAACGUCGUUAGCUGAAAAGAAAUUGAAGCGAACGCACACUGUCACACUAACACGUUAGAGAUGUGUUAGUUCAGGGGAGAGAGACAAUGGUGAGACGACUCCGGACGUUGUGGUACAUCUUUGUAUCAUCCUCCAAUCACGUAAUGUAAGGAAAAUCAAUAUACAUCGUGAUAUGAUACAGUAUUAUCUCUAAUAUUAUAUAUUUAUCUAAUAAAAUAACCAUACUUUACAGUUACAGGGAUAUUGAUGGAUGAGUAUGGAACAUCUAGCAUACAUGUAGAUUAUUACAAAGCUUAAAUAUUUAUUAUUUCAUAACUUAUUGAAUUAACUUAAACUCUUUGAUCAUUCCAAGGUUCUCAAAUACUGCUGCUGUUACGUGUAUGACCUUUUCAUCAGGAAAUCUCAAUAAACAUACAGUUAUACAGGAUGUUCUCAAAGUUGGAACUCCACACAGUGCACUCCUUGCAAAAAUAUGUUAAUUUUUGUGGUAAGAUAACAGAGUUAUUAGGUUUAGAACAAAAAUGAUAUACGAAAUCUGUAAACUAAGUCAUGAGACUGAUUUUUUAAUUUUUUCAUUCAAAUAUAAUUACAAUUUUAUAUUGUCACCCUCAAAAUAAAUUACUUCUGGAGACGCUACUUUCACUCUUCAUAGCAGUGCUGAAACUCCAAUACUGAAAUAGCCUUCAGCUGGUCAGUUACAGCAGUUUGAAUGUUAUUGACUGUCCCAAAUUGUUGUUCCCUUGAGGUGAUUGUCCAACUUCGGGAAGAGAAAAAAGUCACAAGGACUCAAGUCAGGCGAAUAAGGAGAAUGAGGAGCUAUAGGAAUCUUUUUACUGGCCAAAAUCUCGUUUAUUGACAAUGCUAUAUGACAAGGAGCAUUAUCGUGAUGAAACACCCAGUUCUCGAUCCGAUGUUUAGUCUCUCAGGAAUGACCCUUUUUCGAAAUUUUUCAAGAACUCCCCGCUAAAAGUUGUGAUUAACCGUUUGGCUUGAAGGUAGAAACACUUUGUGGACGAUUCCGUGGAUAUCUGUCGAUAUUUUCAUCGAUUCUUGAAGAUGAAGGCAUUCCGCUUCGUGGUUCAUCUUCAAUCGACUCUCCCUUUUGAAAAUGCCUUAAUCACCGAAGAACCGGAGCUCUCGACAAAACUCUAUAUCUGUAGACCUGCUGAAGUUUACCAAGAGUUUCCGUUGCACUGUGACCAAGUCUGAAGCAAAACCUAAUAACACAACUUAACUCAUUUUUAGAACACAAUAGAAAUAAAUGUUUCACAAACAAAAAUUGCUACAGGUAACCAAAUGACCCGAGCGAGUUCAAACUUGUGCUGAAGGCGUAUCACGUUCCCCUGUCUGCCCUCCGAGCCCGGCGCCUGCAGUGUUGCCGAAUCGAACGCUACUUUGUCAGUCUCAUUACGUAAUUUACAGUCCUCGAAGUGAAUAUAAUACGGCCCUGCCUAUAGCAUGAAAAAAAUAUGACUUGUGUCAGUAUCCAGUACCGUGCAGGUGCUGUUUAUAAAUUGUAUAUCAGAAAAUGACACAUUCCUGUAUGAUAAUCGAACUUGGCGAUUUGAUAUUAGUCUAAAAACUAUUGUUUCUCAAUAUACUUCCUGAAUAUUUUUACGACGCGCCGCGAGGGUUUACUUAGCGCGUGCAAAGAUCGUAUGUAUUAACGACGAGGUGAAGUAAAUCUAUACUCGUACAACCCCUAAUGUUGCAAAUUAAGGAAGAAGCUAACAAGCUUGUGUUUUGGAAUAACGUCGAGCAAAAUUUAUAAGUAACAUGUCACAAGGUGGUACUUGAAAUUUCUGAGCAAAUGACUAGUUAGUGCUUUUCUCCAUUUUUUUUACGUUUUGCUGCUGUUCUACCGCGCACUCUUCAAUCUUCUUCUGAAAUAGGAAUAAAGUCCCAACUUCCAGAAGACCCUGUUUACAAGUUUUUUUCUGAUUCUUCCGUCGUUUAGCACGACUUCUCAAGAAUUAAUUUCCAAUUAUACACCGAGCAAAAGUUUUCAGGUGCGAGUUUUCCAUCAUUCGCGAGUUUUACAUAUGAUGAAGCGAUAUUUACUGUCCUGUAUGAAUCUCACCUCUUCCACUAUUGGUUUGAAAACAGUUAUUUCAGUUUUAAUAUAAGGUGGUAAAGUAUGCAUAAACAAUAUUCUUGUUUUUAAAAGUUGAAUAAUAAUAUGAUCUAGAUGUUCUGUGCUUUCCCCUCGUGUUGCAGAAAAAAUAAACGCAUUUUUCAGUUGAUGUGUAUCCGUUAUUUGAAUAAAAUUUUUGCUAAUACACAAAAACUUAUCAAAACCUAAAAAUAAUAUGGUAAGCAACGGGUUAAUCUUAGCAUCUAAUACUUGUGAAUAUAUCAAUAUGUCAUAGUAAAAUACAAUACACAUCAUCUGCUUAUCGUAAAACACACCUCUCUAUCUAAUUUGCCCGCCCGGCCACUCUACGGCCUGGCUUCUGUUCUAUCCGAAGGUGUUCGAGCGUGGCCUGAAAGCCAUCCCUUUGAGUGUGGACCUGUGGCUGCACUACUUGGCCUACGUGAAACAAACCCGCGUGGAUGAUGAAGAAUACGUCCGGUCGCAGUUCGAAAGGGCUUUAGCUGCAUGCGGCCUUGAGUUUCGUUCUGACAGAUUAUGGGACCAAUACGUCAAAUGGGAGACGGAGGGAAAACGCCCACAGAAGGUCACCGCUAUAUAUGAUCGUCUGUUGGCCACGCCCACGCAAGGGUAUACGUCUCAUUUUGACAAGUGAGUUUUAUAUGGUUUGUAGUUUCGUGAUGUGAUAUAUGACAUAUUAAUGCACAUUUACUAAAGUCGGCCAAUACAGGAUAUAUUUUAAUAUAAUGCAAUUCUCCAUUUUGCAGUCGAUGUAUG
Molecule: messenger RNA, 4914 nt
Organism: Acanthoscelides obtectus
Lineage: Eukaryota; Metazoa; Arthropoda; Insecta; Coleoptera; Chrysomelidae
Source: the annotation of a GenBank genome assembly